Molecule: messenger RNA, 3597 nt
Organism: Linum trigynum
Lineage: Eukaryota; Viridiplantae; Streptophyta; Magnoliopsida; Malpighiales; Linaceae
Source: the annotation of a GenBank genome assembly
AAUAAAUAGUCAUUACCCUUUUUUGUCUAAAUAUAUGCAAGUACCAUUUUAGCACCGGAAAGAAAAAUGUGAUGGUACGAAUGAAAGUUUCGUCAUGAUCGCACUUGUGUUGUUCUAGUCGCCGCCAAUUCUUCGUUGUCCGACUCUCAGGAACCACGAUCUUCAUUGAGAUUAAGGGGUUCCAGGAAGUCGUGGGCAUUCCCCACGCCCAAGCCCAAUAUACGCCUUUCUCACUCGUUUUUUUUUCCCGAUUAUAAGGGGGCAGUGUCGGUGACUAUGGCUCUCCCAAUAAUGAACCCCAACUCAAGAAUUGCUCUACCUCCUUUGCGAAUCACUAAAGUCCAAUCUGCCAAUGUGGUUGUUCGUGCAAUUCCUAUGGCCAAAUGAGACAAAGGGAAGGCAAUAUGAUUGUCACAUAAAUGGAUUCUGAUGAUGAGGAGGAGGAGGAGGAGGAGUGGAGUUGUGGCCUUCUUCCUUAAAGUCACGUCCUGCCUUCCAUAUUUGCUUACAAAUGAUGACAUGGAAGUUAAUAGGAACAAGUGUUUUUUCGAGGAGAUGGAGGAUGUGACGGGUGGUCCACCAGUUGGGCACUCAUUUCUAAUUUUUGGAGGAUGGUUCAAGGCAUGAUGCAUAACCACUAUCAAAGCGGCAACAUGUGGAUAUGGAAGAUUAUGAAAUUUUUGAAAACUAUGGAGUCACUAUGAGAACAUUGGCAUUGAGUGUCAGUUUUAACCAACGUGAAUCUUGUCGACACUAACAGAAUUCGUGUUGGUUUUGGGAAACCGCAGGAGUAAUCUACACAAAAUUUAUUGGAUUCGGUUAUUUUGCUUGGGCUCAACUAACACCAAAUUUUUUUUCUCAAGAAUUCAGUUUCAGAAUUAUUAUAUUAUCUAUGUCUGUUAACCGACUGAAAAUGACCGAUGCAAAUUUAUGUGGUAUUAAAAAAAAAUAACUAGGCUGUUUCAGCCUGGUUUUCCCUCCGCCGCCAAUGAAGGAAUUGAAAAAGAAGUCGAAUCCAAGAAAGAAGCCAUCUGGUGGUGGAACCAAGAGAAGGGAGACCUUUCUCCUUCCUAUUCUCCCUGUUUGUUUCAUGUUAAGAAGAGGGAAACCAAGAAAAAAGGUUGACCUGAUUACCCUCCGUCGUCCCAGAAUCCAACACUAGUCUCAUUUCACUCUCCCAUUUUGCUCAUAAUCCAACACUACCCCACAACCACCAAGAACAAAACCCAUCAAUCCAAUCCUAGAAUAAAAUGAGCAAACACAUAAAAAUAACAAAAAAUCACAGGGUGAAGGUAGAACACCCAAAUCAAGCGUUGUGAAGUCAGAACCCAGAUCGAGCGGCAGAUGUCCAAGUGUCGGAGGGAGGAAACGGGCAGUGCGGCGGAGUCAUAAUGGACUAGGCGGAGGCCUUGGAAAAGUCGAAUUGGGCGGUACUGGCAGGUCUGGGAUUUUUCAAUUGUAGAGGGAAUUGAGGCUGAAGGCCGGCGAAGGGAGAUUAUGGCGACGACAGUGGUGAUCUGCAGAUCUGGAAGUGAUGAGUUGCUCUCUGUUCUCAGUAGCAAAGGGAGAGACAAGGGAUUUGAUACUGCUUUGUGUUGGCGGAGUGGAAAGUGGAUCUGAUGAUGCUUGGUACGGGCUAUCACUCUUUAGUCCUUCACCAACUAUUGCAACAAAAUGGAACAGGACAAUAGGAAAAGUUGGCCAGAAAUCAUCGUCCUUGUCGUGGGUGGAUGAAUCGAUUCUAACUACACUCUCAAUCGAAGCCCAAGUGGAACCUUCACUCGGGGUAGUAUAGAGAAAGUAUAUUUUUCAAAUUUAUUCCUAUUAGACCUCAACUACAAAUAAACUGGAACCACCCAUGAUGAGAAAAACCACUAGCCCCAAGAGAAGAACCAUAACGUCAAAUCGAGGGUCAACCACAACACGCACGACAUAGCAACCAAUGGAGGUGUCUACAGCCUAUGCUCCAAGCCACCGAAGCACAACUACCAUAUGCUCUGAUUGCACUCCAAAGGCAUCGUGGCAUUCCAGGACCGAUUUCUACCUUUUCUUUCUUUCCCUUUUAUUAAAUUAGAUUUUAAAUAGUACUUAGACAUAAAAUACUUAGUAUGUGUAAUUUGAUAUGUUUGUGGUAGUUAAGUUUAUAUAUUUUUUGGAUAGAUAACCCCUUAUUCCUCUCUUGUGUGUGUGCUUGAAUGUCAAAUCUCUAGAUCAAUGAAGACCUACACUUGUGCACCUACUCCAACACACAUAAACCUACAGUAAUGGUUUGUGAACCCGACUUUAAUCUUCCUCAUUGAGGAUAAUGUGUCUUUCAAGUGUGUGGGGAUGUGUAUACAUACUUUGAAUGUUUAUGAUGAAUGUGCCAUAAUCGUUAGUAACCUCCCUAUGAUUGUGAAUGUAAGACAUUGAUAAUUAUGUGUGGGAAUGUAUGAUAUCGAUUGAAUGAGUUUGUGGUGUUUGAAUGGCUUAGAGAAUUUGUUUGGAACCUUGUUGAUUAGCCCAAUUUUUUUUCAAAUUUGAUGGUUUCAAACAGCUUGUCCUAUGCAUCUACCUUCUCAAUGGACUUUGAAUUGUUAGAUGAUUGGUAUGGUGUGCCUUAUAGUUAUAGGGAGUAGUGUAGCAUUACGAGCCUUAUCGGUGUAUGAGGGGUUUUACUUCUAUUUCCUCUUGGUUGUGUUGAUAGAGUUUUUCAUCUGAGUUAAGACAUGUAUGCAAGACUCUCUCCCCAAUCUUGGAAUAAAAAAUGUUUGUAAAAAUGUUCUCAAUUUGAAAAUUCUUUUGAAAAAUGAGUGUUCUCGGGUGAGAGUAAACCAGACAUAAUGUUUGAGUUAAGUCGUCCAAGGGCCUCUCUCUCGGUCAGGAGUGUCAUUUGAGGAUGUGUAUAGAGACCUCAUUUUCCUUACACUGCUCCUCCUCAAGGACUUGUAUGUGAAGAGAUAGUGUGCAUCAGCUUAAGUCAAGAGACUUCGGCUCUCAUUUGUACCCACAUGUGUGGCAACCCGUUUGUCAUUGAGACGGGAGUGCAUGCUAGGAUUUGGUGCUUGAUAGAGCGAACUAAUGUUCAACGCUUCACCUGUUACUAUUCCAUCGUCUCAACCAUCACUUUUCCCACAUGAGGUUUAUAGAAAAGGCAAUGUCUUUUUCUCUUAGUUGCGAGGGAGAAAGCCUAAUUUUGAAAAAAUUGAAAAAUUUGGUGCCGCCAUUUCUGACAUGUGAAAAAGGAGGCUCAAAAGUUGAAUCCUAAUUUGAAAAUAAUAAUAAUAAUAAUAAAGAGCACCACCAUUGAGUCCAUUGUUUUUCAAUUGUUUUCUUAAGUCCCCCGGUGCACACCUUAAAUUUCUAAACCUCUUUAGUCAACAAAGUCCUCGUCCAAGAGUGUGUGUUGUCACAAAGAUAUGGAAGUAACGCUUACCCGACCCCAACUAUUCGUAAAAGUGCACUCGAAGAACUAUAGAGCAUACCAUUUUGGUUGUUUACCAAGUUGUAAUGAUUUGAGUAGGUUUGCUUGGGGACAAGCAAACACCUAAGUGUGGGGGAGCUAAUAACACCCAAAAUGGUGUUACUUAGCCUCUAUAAUAUAGGUAUUUUCAGGUC